GCUGCCCCAGUUUGGAUACUUUGUUUUGGCUGCCUGAGCAAACUAACACAUAAACAUCAGCUGGGAGGAUCUUUUGUAUUCGUUAGCACCUCUCUGCUUGUCUUUGAGCAAAGUGAUGGACAAGAGGAAACAACAAGAAGAAGGUCAUAUGCAGUGUGUGUGUCUUUGCAGCAUUGUUUACUGAUUCUUCUAGGCUUGACUAUCCACCAGACAGGAAUCAUUUCCCUCUAUGACUGUGUUUUUAAGAAGAACCCAGGAUAUAAUCAGAAAUUGCACCGAGAUGACAGAGAGCAUGCAAAUAGCCUGGGACUCCAUGUGAACGAAGAGGAGCAGGAGAGGCCUGUCGGGGUGCUGAUGUCGUCUGUCUAUGGGAGGCACAUCAACCAGCCAGUGGAGCCUCUGAACAGGGACCACGUCCGUGUCAACCAUGUAAAGGCCGACUUCUACAGGAAGAAUGACAUCCCCAGCUUCAGGGACCCAGGCUUUGGGCACAUUUCUCCAGCCUGACGCCCUCCCUGUGGCCCGAAGCAGUCGCUGGCAAGUGAGGUUCACAGAGUGGCAAUACAGUGGCCUUAUUUCCCUUUCAUGGACUCUGUGAGCCUGCGGGUGCCUUUUCUUGUGCAUUGACAGUGGGAAGUAGCCCCCUUUCCUCGGGUUGCCUUGACGAAGCACCUGGCCAAACACCUAUAAUACUUAAGGUGGACAUCUGGUGUGACGGUUUCACGUGAAAUUAUUUCAGAUGAAAUGAUGCUGGAGACUGAUCCACUGGGAGCACCUGAAUAAAAUGAAAACUGUUCUCACUUGA
Miniopterus natalensis is the source of this 805-nucleotide messenger RNA. Lineage: Eukaryota; Metazoa; Chordata; Mammalia; Chiroptera; Miniopteridae. The record is from RefSeq and is a predicted model, not a curated record.